UGCAGUUCUUCGUCUGACCGGUAGGGGGUUUCUACACGGCGUGCUGGAUCUAGUCUGCCGAACAUUUCUGCAGAAGAAGAAAAGAAGCAGCUGGUGCUGGGCGGAGCUCUGAUGAGGAAGAGGAACCAAAACAAGAUAACUUCGCCAGAAUAACAGUUAUAUUUGUAGAAAUGGCUUGUAUCUUCCUCACGUUGAGUCCCUAAGUGUCAGAGCUCAAAAGUGAUUGCAUGAAGCUUUUGGGUACAACUGUUAAUUUAUACGACUGAGGACCACCAUGGAGGAGACGAGUCGGGAGGCGGUUGCUACGGCAGUGCAGCGCGUGGCGGGGAUGCUGCAGCGGUCGGACCAGCUGGACAAAGUGGAGCAGUACAGGAGAAGAGAGGCCCGCAAGAAGGCCUCUGUGGAAGCCAGGCUGAAGGCAGCCAUCCAGUCACAACUGGAUGGGGUUCGCACCGGACUGACCCAGUUGCACAGCGCUCUGCUGGACGUCAAAGACAUCCAGGGCUCGCUGGCUGAUGUGAGUAAAGACUGGAGGCAGAGCAUCAACACCAUCGAGAACCUGAAGGACGUCAAGGAUGCCGUAGUUCAACACAGUCAGCUGGCCUCAGCCGUGGAAAACCUCAAAAACAUUUUCUCUGUCCCGGAGAUCGUGGCGGACACGCAGCAGCUGAUCGAGCAGGGCGAGCUGCUGCAGGCUCACAGGAAGCUGAUGGAACUGGAGUGCUCCCGGGACGACCUCAUGUACGAGCAGUACCGCAUGGACAGCAAGAACACCAGUGACAUGAACCUCAUCUCCAUCUACUUUGAAGAUGUCCAGGGGUUGUCAGACGAGCUGGCCAAGCAACUGUGGAUGGUUCUGCAGAGGUCCAUGGUGACGGUUCGCCGUGACCCUACGAUGCUGGUGUCGGUGGUCCGUAUCAUCGAGCGGGAGGUGAAGAUCGAUCGGCGUAUGGUCGACCGGAAGAAGCAGAGUGGCUUCAUCCCUCCAGGGAGACCCAAACGCUGGAAGGACAAGAUGUUCGAGGUGCUGGAAGGGACGGUCAGCACCCGCAUCGAGGGCACCCAGUCAGUGACCAGAGAGGCUGAUAAGAUGUGGCUAGUUCGUCUUUUAGAAAUAACUAGGAAAUAUGUUCUGGAUGACCUGAUGGUCGUCAAGAACCUGAUGGUGCAGUGCUUCCCCCAGCACUACGACACCUUCAACAGAUUUUUCGGUCUCUACCACAAUGCGGUGUCCUCUCGCGUCAAAGAACUGGCCUCUGAGGACCUGGAGGCUAAUGAGAUCGUAUCCAUGCUGACAUGGGUGCUCAACACCUAUAAGAGUGCAGAGAUGAUGGGCCAUCCUGAUCUGGCUUCAGAGUGUGACAUCAACGCUCUGGAACCUCUGCUGCCUCAGGACGUGGUGGACGACCUGCUCAGCAAAUACGUCAAGACUUUCACAGUACGCACCUCACACACUCACAGAAACACCAACUUUCACACACUUUACGUCGGACCGCUGUUUGGAGUCCCUACAUUUUCAAACUGUAAAUUGGCAAAGAAAACAUGUUGCAGCUCUUCUUUAAGUGAAGUGUGGAUCCAGACACUGUCUGACUGUCCGUAUGUUCAGUCUAAUAUCACAGGCUGGCUGCGGAAGGCUCUGGAAACAGACAAGAAGGACUGGCAGAAAGACACAGAGCCUGAGGCCGACCAAGACGGAUACUACCAGACCACACUACCUGCCAUCGUCUUCCAGAUGUUUGAGCAGAACCUGCAGGUCGCUGCACAGAUCGACGGGGAUUUCAAGGAGCAAGUUCUGAAGCUCUGCCUGAAACAGAUGAACUCUUUCCUUAUCAGGUACCGAGAGGAGGCGAUGACCUACAAAGAGGAGCACCUGAGGGACAGACAGCUGCCUCAGUGCUACGUUCAGUACAUGAUCGCCAUCAUCAACAACUGCCAGACAUUCAAAGAGUCCAUCAACAGUCUGAAGAGGAAGUACUCCCAGUCCUCGGAGCCCACUGACAGUGAUGCUGCCAUCGAGAGGACGCUCAACGAGGUGGCCAAGGACGGCUGCCAGUUCCUGCUGGACGAGGUCUUCCUGGACCUGGAGCAUCACCUGAAUGAGCUGCUGACCAGGAAGUGGCUGAUGGGCUCUCACGCUGUGGACACCAUCUGUGUGACGGUGGAGGACUACUUCAACGACUUCAACAAGAUCAAGAAACCCUUCAACCAGGAGAUGACGAGCGAGGCCCUGCGCCGGGUGGUGGUGGAGUACAUCAAGGCGGUGAUGCAGAAGAGGAUCACCUUCAAGAACGCUGAUGAGAGGAGGGAGGGGGCCGACAGGAUGAUCAAGGAAGCGGAUCAGUUCAAGUUCCUCUUCAGGAAGCUGGCUGCUGGGGAAGACACAGAUCGGCUGUGUGGGGCCAUCGCUGCCAUUGCUGAGGUGUUCAAACUGACUGACCCCACCCUGCUGUUCCUGGAGGUCACCACGCUGGUGUCCAAAUACCCUGACAUCAGGGAGGAGCACAUCCAGGCGUUGCUGGCAGUGCGUGGUGACGCCAGCAGGGAGAUGCGGCAGAUGAUCAUUGGGACUCUGAGCGAGAACAAAGUUUCCUACUCUGCUGUCACACAGCCCAUCUUCAAAGACAUCUCUGUGCCAACCAACACCAUGACGACCAUGACCUCCAUGGCAACCGCAAAGCUGCUCAAAUAAAGCCAGUCACCAUGACACUAUGUCCACCUUCAGCACCUUCAGAAUCCGUAACAUAAGCAAUUGUAUUGUAUUGUUUGAUUCAGUUUGCUUGGCUUUCUGCCCCCACCCUUCAUUUUCUUUUUAUUGUCACCUUGAUCACUUCUGUUUUAGCGAAAUAAUACAAUUGUAGUUGUAAACAUGUUGGAUGAAAGAAAGAGAAUGAAUAAAGAAAUACAUCUUCAAGUUUAUAA
Messenger RNA from Eleginops maclovinus (Patagonian blennie), 2919 nucleotides. It is a transcript of the gene exoc3, whose product is annotated as exocyst complex component 3. Gene Ontology annotation, cellular component: exocyst. Gene Ontology annotation, biological process: exocytosis; exocyst localization. The transcript has 16 exons. Gene Ontology annotation, molecular function: SNARE binding. Lineage: Eukaryota; Metazoa; Chordata; Actinopteri; Perciformes; Eleginopidae. The coding region runs from base 275 to 2689 and encodes 804 amino acids. The record is from RefSeq and is a predicted model, not a curated record.